AUGAAUUCCAUAACUGUAACUCUCCAAGAACUCCAGGUUUUAUUCGCCAACGAAGGCCUUCACACUCAAACGAGUUAUCAGAUACCCAAUUAUCCUAACCGAAUCAAUCCGUUCUUAAUCGAUUCGAUUCCUGCAGAGAUAAGCAAAUUAAAUGGGACUAACCAUUUGCUUAUCGAUGACAAAGCUAAGUACAAGUCAAUGUGGAUACGUGCACACUCAUCACUAUGGAUGCUUUUAAGUCUCUUACUUCUCAUAUACUUGGGUCAUCUUUACAUGUGGGCCAUGGUGGUUGUUAUUCAAAUCUUUAUGGCACAUGAACUCUUCAAUCUACUAAGAAAGGCUAAUACUAAUAAUCAAGAUAAACGUCUCCCUAAGUUUAAGUUCUUGAACUGGCAUUUUUUCUUCACAGCAAUGCUAUACGUAUAUGGGCGUAUUCUGAGUCAGCAACUUGUGAAUACAGUUUCAUCAGAUAAAUUCCUAUAUAGACUUGUCAGCAACGUCAUCAAGUAUCAGAUGGUUAUAUGUUACUUCCUAUAUAUUGCAGGUUUUGUAUGGUUUAUUCUUUCACUAAGGAAGAGAUAUUACAAGUACCAAUUUGGUCAAUAUGCAUGGAUUCAUAUGAUACUCAUUGUUGUGUUUGCCCAAUCAGCAUUCACUGUAGCCAAUAUAUUUGAAGGCAUAUUCUGGUUUCUUUUCCCUGCAGGGCUAAUUGCUAUGAAUGAUGUUGCUGCAUAUUUCUUUGGUUUCUUUUUUGGGAGGACACCUCUUAUAAAGCUUUCUCCAAAGAAAACAUGGGAAGGUUUCAUUGGAGCUUCUGUUGCCACCAUGAUUGCUGCAUUUGCGUUUGCUAACUUCUUGGGUCGCUUCCAGUGGCUAACAUGUCCAAGGAAGGACUUAUCAACUGGUUGGCUUAAGUGUGACCCUGAUCCAAUAUUUAAGCCAGAGUACAUUCCUUUACCAACAUUAAUUGCUCAAUGGCUUCCUUGGAAAGAGAUAGCAGUUUUGCCAGUACAGUGGCAUGCCUUGUGGAUGGGACUAUUUGCCUCCAUUAUAGCACCAUUUGGAGGAUUUUUUGCAAGUGGUUUCAAAAGGGCUUUCAAAAUCAAGGACUUUGGAGACAGUAUACCUGGACAUGGUGGAGUCACUGACAGAAUGGAUUGCCAGAUGGUAAUGGCUGUUUUUGUCUACAUCUACUAUCAAUCAUUCAUUGCUCCCCAUGACUAUUCAGUUGAGAUGGUUUUAGGCCAGGUAUUGAGGAACCUUGAUAUGGAGGAGCAACAUGCUCUUUACAACAAGCUGGGGCAGGUAUUAAGAGAAAGGCGUUUCAUUCAAGAUUGA
This is a messenger RNA of Arachis stenosperma, 1338 nucleotides long. Its product is annotated as phosphatidate cytidylyltransferase 1-like. Gene Ontology annotation, molecular function: phosphatidate cytidylyltransferase activity. Gene Ontology annotation, cellular component: endoplasmic reticulum membrane. The record is from RefSeq and is a predicted model, not a curated record. Bases 1 to 1338 code for a protein of 445 amino acids. Lineage: Eukaryota; Viridiplantae; Streptophyta; Magnoliopsida; Fabales; Fabaceae. The transcript has 12 exons.